GAGAGUCAGAGAGUCAGAGAGAGAUCUUGCUCUCAGACAGCGAGGGAGUGCCGACUGAUCACGGACCAACGCCAUGGAUGAAUUAGACCUGCUGCUGGCGGAACUCGAGCAGACGUCGCUGAGCGUCGCCCGCUCGUCGGCCGCGUCCGCCGCAGGCAGCUGCUCGCCGGAGGCGCCAGGGGGCGCCAAGGAGCAGGAGUCCAAACCCCAACCCAGCCGGGACGCCGCGGCCUCCCAAGAGGAACUGAUCGCCGUCUACGCCUCAAUCCUCGCGGAGUCGGGAGAGGUUGUCAGCCAAGUGCCGGGACCCAUCGACAUCUCUGACAGGACCCCCGCAGAGCCCGCCCAGGAUAAAGCCGAGAACACGGUGAUGAGCCCCACCUCGGCCGCCAGAGAGCUGGACAGCAUCAUGGCGGAUUUAGCCGGCGUUCUUAGCCCUACCGAACCGUCGCCGCCCGCCGCGGUACAUCCCACUCCCGGCGGAGCGGCGCAGGAGACGGAGAGCUCCCUGGACUGCAUGCUGGGCACCCUGCAGUCCGACCUCAAGCGGCUGGGGGUCAGCACGUGCGCCAAGGGCAUCUGCGGCUCCUGCAAGAAGCCCAUCGUUGGAAAGAUCGUCACGGCGAUGGGUCUGACCUGGCACCCGGAACACUUCGUCUGCGCACACUGCGAAGAGGAGAUCGGGCAGAGCGGCUUUUACGAGAGGGACGGCCGGGCCUACUGCAACAGGGACUACCACAAGCUCUUCUCGCCGCAGUGCGCCUACUGCAGGGGACCCAUACUGGACAAAAUCCUGACGGCCUUGGACAAGACCUGGCACCCGGAGCACUUCUUCUGCGCCAACUGUGGUGAUAUAUUCGGCGCCGACGGCUACCAUGAGAAGGACGGCAAGGCCUACUGCCGCAAGGAUUACUUCAACAUGUUCGCGCCCCAGUGCGGUUGCUGCGAGCGGCCCGUCCUCGACAACUAUCUGUCCGCGAUGAACACCGUCUGGCACCCGGAGUGCUUCGUCUGCAGGGACUGCCUGGCGCCCUUCACGAACGCCUGCUUCUUCGAGGUCGGCGGGCUGCCGUACUGCGAGCUGCACUACCACGAGCGCCAGGGGACGCUGUGCAGCGCCUGUCAGAAGCCCGUCACCGGCCGCUGCAUCGCCGCCAUGGGAAAGAGGUUCCACCCGGAGCACUUCGUCUGUGCCUUCUGCCUGAAGCAGCUGUGCAAGGGGGUCUUCAAGGAGAACAACGACAAGCCCUACUGCAACGCGUGCUUCAACAAACUCUUCCUCUGACCCACCCACCCCUCCCCCACCGCGCAGCGAACCACCUCCCUCCGGCAACCCCCGACCGUCGCUCAUCCAUCGCUCUGCAUGGGAGGUUACAGGCCCUAUGGCCCCCGAUAACGCGCCGACCUCUUGACCCAUCUCACCGACCCCUCGUACCUGGCCCACCAUCUCUCCGUCAUUCAUGCACUUAGAAACAUAGCAAGCAUAGGAAACCGGCAGCACAAUACAGGCCCUUCGGCCCACGAAGGUCUGCCGGACAUGUCCCUUAGGCUGACCCAGAGCCCUCUAUUUUUCUGAGCUCCAUGUACCUAUCCAGGAGUCUCUUAAAAAACCCUAUCGUAUCCGCCUCCACCACCAUCACCGGCAGCCCAUUCCACGCACUCACCACUCUCUGAGUGAAAAACUUACCCCUGACAUCUCCUCUGCACCUACUCCCCAGCACCUUAAACCUGUGUCCUCUUGUGGCAACCAUUUCAGCCCUGGGAAAAGCCUCUGACUAUCCACAUGACCAACGCCUCUCAUCAUCUUAUACACUUCUAUCAGGUCACCUCUCAUCCUCCGUCGCUCCAAGGACUUAUCUAAGAGUUAUUUGCUCCAAAUGCAUCGGCUUUGGCAGGGCGUCCCACGCACUCACUACCCUCUGUGUAAAACAAGCCACCCUGUCAUUCCCCCCCCCCCACCACUAUACUGUUUUACAGUCACCUUAAAAUUAGGCCAUCUUGUGUCAGCCACUCCCGCCCUGGGAAAUAGUCUCUGACCAUCCACCCGAUCAAUGUAAUGAGGCACGCAGGCCGGUAGGGGGAGCCGGAGAGCAAUUUUCUCCGAGGUUGCGAGCGGAUCUUCAUUGGGCAAUUGUUGUUUAACUCGUAACUUCCGGGUCACCUGCACUAUUUAAGGGGGCGGGUCUUUAGAGCUUAUCGCGGGGUCUUAGUCUUGGACAAACGUUUCGUCUCGCAGUGUCGCCCGGUCGAGCCACUGAUGUCGUGCCGCGAUUGCAAUGUAUUCUGAUUUUCUGAUGUAUAAACUCCGUUGCCGUCGCUACAUGGGAGUCUGUCUUUCCUCUGCUCCUGGGUUCCAUCAUUGCCAGGGCGCAUCGUGCCAACCUACCCCUCCGAUCACCUUGAACCACUCUAUCAAUUUUUGUUUUGCAAUGUAGGAUUAUGGGGAAAAGGCAGGUAGCUGGAGAUGAGUUCAGUCAUGAUCUUAUUGAAUGGCGAGGCAGACUCGACGGGCCGGAUGGCCGACUCCUGUUCCCAUUCUUAUCAGCUCACCUCUCACCCUCCUUCGCUUCAGAGAGAAAAGCCCUCGCAGGCCCAACCUGCCUUUGUGAGACAUGCCUUCUCGUCCAGGCAGCGUCCAGACAGGAGGAGGGCAGUUCUCUCACCUCUGCGUUGCUUGCCCCUAACUAAUUUCAAAACCCUUGUGGCCUGAAAUAUCCAGUACACGGUACACCUGUCCCCAGGCUCGUUAGU
Hypanus sabinus (Atlantic stingray) is the source of this 2751-nucleotide messenger RNA. Its product is annotated as paxillin-like. Bases 74 to 1285 code for a protein of 403 amino acids. The record is from RefSeq and is a predicted model, not a curated record. Lineage: Eukaryota; Metazoa; Chordata; Chondrichthyes; Myliobatiformes; Dasyatidae. The transcript is spliced from 9 exons.